Scomber scombrus (Atlantic mackerel) is the source of this 2448-nucleotide messenger RNA. It is a transcript of the gene micall2a, whose product is annotated as mical-like 2a. The coding region runs from base 160 to 2448 and encodes 762 amino acids. The record is from RefSeq and is a predicted model, not a curated record. Gene Ontology annotation, molecular function: protein binding. NCBI's taxonomy places the organism in Eukaryota, Metazoa, Chordata, Actinopteri, Scombriformes, Scombridae. The transcript is spliced from 17 exons.
ACAGUAACAGGACGCAGCUGCAGCAGCACCACAGCAGUUCACGGUCAAACCCUGAACAGAGACACUGUGUUUUUUUUUAAUCUCCUUUUCCUCCGGCUCCUCCACACUGAAACCUCCGCCUGUUGCUCACUCUGUCUCUGCGUCUCUUGUGCUGGGAGCAUGGCUGCCAUCAAAGCGUUGGAGCAGUGGUGUAAAAUACAUUGUGAAGGCUACCGAGAUGUGGCCAUCACCAACAUGACGACUUCAUUCAGGAGCGGGAUGGCUUUCUGUGCGCUCAUCCACAAGUACAGACCGGACCUGAUAGAUUAUGACUCACUCAGAAUGGAGGAUGUGUUUGAGAACAACAGCCUGGCUUUUCAGGUCGCAGAGGAGAAGCUGGGGAUCCCAGCUUUGUUAGAUGCAGAAGACAUGGUGGCUUUAAGGAUCCCAGACAGGCUCAGCAUUCUUACCUAUGUCUCCCAGUACUACAACUACUUCAAAGGACAGACUCCCAUGGGAGGUGUAAAAAGGCCAGCAGAGGGCUCCAAGGAGGAGCCAUCAGAGAAGAAAAAUCUCCCUGUGGUUGCCAAAAUCUUUGUGUCUAAAACCACCAACAAUCGUUUCCCUCCAACUCGCACAACUCAGACCUCACCUAAGUUGGCCCCUGCUGCUCCUCAGAAGGCAGUUUUGGCAGAAAAUGCCAACAAAAAUGGGACACUCAACAGCAAAUGUGUUGCUUGCAAGAGUCAUGUUCAUCUGGUUCAAAGGCACUUUGUGGAAGGCAAGCUCUAUCACAGAAGCUGCUUCAAAUGCAGCGAAUGCUCCAACGUGCUCCAUGCAGGAGGCUACAAACCCAGUAAAGAACCAGACACUUACAUCUGUAACGCACAUCAGAACCGUUGCAAACAGUCCUCCUCCGAGAUCAAAAACGGACCCACCAGUUCAUCUGGGCAACUAAAUAGUGCCAGCAAGGCCCAGCCUGCACCACGCCCCUCUUCUGUGCUGACAGCCCCACUAGAUAUUGUUCUGAAGCCAGUCAGUGCCAGUCAACCUACCAAGUCCUGGACAACCUCAGCCCAGCGGACUCAGGCGGCUCGGCAGAGGUUUUUCCAGGCUGCACCGCCUGCCACAGAGGCCACAACAGACGACAGGAAGCCUACAGAGCCCUUAAAUGGGUUAGGAGGGCCGAAGGUCUCACUGAGUCCUGAUGAUGAUGAGAAGAGCAGAGCCAGGAUACUAACUGGGAAGAAACUAGCAGAGGAAAAUUGCAACAAUAACAACAAACGCCCAUUCACUGUCCGAUCAGCAGAGAGAAGGUUUGGAUAUGAGCCAAGUUCAGCUGACAACCCCAGUCUGAGAAAGGAUAAAUACAGCCAAGGCCCAGCAGGAAACUUGGCAGGAGAGCUCUCCACCAGCCAGACAAACAAUAAGGAAUCACCACAUCUGAAGACCAUCAACAAAGACAACACAAGGCCUACAACUGUACACACAACCGCCAAAGAUCCAGCCUGCGAGUGGCAGACAAUCCUCAAACCUGUGAAAACCAAACCAACAUCGAGAGAUGCUGAAGCCUCUACCGAGCAACAUAAGCCUGGAUUCAUGUCCACAGUAUCCCCGAAUGUCUCCAUCAGUGCAACAAGGCCUCCCUCAGCUCCAACACCCGCAGCACCUCCAGUUAGCUUUGCUCCGUUUGAUCCUGCACACUUCAGAGAAGUCUCUCCCCAGAAACCUCAGCAUGACUCUGGAAACCUGGCCGUUAAACAUGGGAGUCACUCGCCUGUAAAAUCCCCACCAAGACGGCCAGCUGUAGAAUCUAUUAGCUCUUCAACCACUGCUCCAGCCAGUUACGGACAUCCGUCAGGUGCUAAAAAGGGAAAGUAUUUGUCACCCACCAACGCCUCCAGGACUGAAAUGAGGUCACCCUCUGUGAAGUCUCCUAAUAUCCUGGUGGAGCAGAUUGAGAGGGAGCUGAUUGAUAUUGAGACAAACCUGGCACAAUUGGAGAAGGAGGGUGUGGAGCUGGAGAAGAAACUCCGCAGUUGUGAGGAAGAGGGAGAGGGGGACAUACUGAUGGACCCACUGAUGGUUGACUGGUUCAACCUCAUUCGAAGGAAGCAGAUGUACAUUAGGAAGGAGUCAGAGCUUGUAUACAUAGCCAGGACGCAAGAGCUGGAACAGCAGCAGCCAGGUGUUGAAGGGGAACUUCGCAGGCUGCUGGAGAAGCCAGAUCAUUUAAAGUCCACAGAGGAGCAACAACGGGAGAAGAAGUUGUUGCAGAGACUGAUGGAGAUUGUGGAUGGCAGAAAUGCAAUUGUGGAGGGUCUGGAUGAAGACAGGCUGAGGGAAGUGGAGGAGGAUCAGCAGUUGAAUGAAAUGAUGCAAAAUCUUGGAUUAAAGAAAGCCAAAAAACACAGGAAAUCCUCCAUUUCAAAAAUGUUCAGACGAAGAAGUAAGAGACGAGUGGAAUAA